Molecule: messenger RNA, 4242 nt
Organism: Xenopus tropicalis (tropical clawed frog)
Lineage: Eukaryota; Metazoa; Chordata; Amphibia; Anura; Pipidae
Source: RefSeq, a predicted model, not a curated record
AAUGAGCGGGGUAAAGAGUCUCCGGUGGGCGGGGCCCUUUCAUGGACUGCAGCGUUAUCCUAUGAGAAGCCGCAGAGGGCGGGGCUUGCCGGCAGGCCGGGGCUGCGCAGCAGAGCAGGGGCGCCGGGCUGUAGUGUGGCUGUGAGUGUGACACGGAGCAGCAGCAGCAGCAGCAGCGCUACAGACGCACACACUCACACACACGCACAAGGGAGAAGCCACGUAAGUACAGCACCGCGGGAGAUGAUGUCUUGCUGAAAGGGGACCGGCCCCAGCCACCCCUUUUUAUCUCUCCCUCUUCUCCCCGCUACCUCUGCACCAAUCCCAUCCAAACGCUACAAUCUAUUUUUUCCCCCCCGGUCGUGAAAAGGAAACGAUAGAGAUCUCUAUUUUUGUGUGCAAGGCAAUCAUCUCCGGAGUCCAACGGAAAGCCGCGGCUUGAUGCAUCUAUUUAGUCGCAGGCAUUUAAAUCCAUUGAUCUCCCUUCCUUGUCCUUGGCUGAACUUUGUCUCUCGCUGCGACGCUGCUGCUGCUUCUGAUCUCAGGCACAUUGUCCUAUUGUCCCACAAUCAGUGACCUGUCCAUGCACAAGCCCUGCUGCUAUUGCUCUCCCCGGUGAGUCUGCUCACCGACCCCCCCACCGCCAAGAGGCCAGGACUAUAGAAAUCCGUACAGCUCCUCUGCCUUUCAAUCUGCUCCGAAGAAGAAGCUCCAGACGCCAUCUACAGUUUAACCAGGGGCAACUUUGUUAUUGUUACAGUACAGCACAGCAGAAUAUUACCCCCCCCUUGCUUUUCUAAACUAAGUGGCUUAGCUGGACCCCCCCCCCCCCCCAAAGAAUAAUAUUUUUCUUACCAGACCUAAUAUUUUGGAAUACAGAAAGGAAUUUAAGUGAACAGAGACCUUGCUUCUAUUUUCCAAAUCAAUACUUUCUUUUGCACAAGCUUGGACCGCAUGGUGACCUGGAUUCAACGUUCUAGAGUGAAUUCUAGCAUGUCUUUGUUGCCUGCUGUGUUCUAGAUCAUAGCACCUACUGUGGGAUUGUGACUGCUCAUACACACCGACUGCUGCCUUAUUCCCCUCUCUCUGCCUGAGCUUCCUCUGGAGCUUGAAUCAACCCCCCCAUUCCCCUGAUUAUUCUUCCACUUUGAGAAUACUGCAUUUGCACAUUUAUACACUCUCCCCUGUGUGUGUGAAGAUCCAUCACUGACCAUCCCCAACUCCAAGCACAAACCCCUCAUUGAGUCUACCUGACCUGAGGUUUUUGGUGGGUCUCUCAUACCCAUGAACAUACAAAGGUCGAACCCCAUUACAAUCACAAGGUAUGGGAGAUCGAGGAAUAAAACCCAGGAUUUUGAAGAGCUAUCGUCCAUAAGGUCUACAGAACCUAGCCAGAGCUUUAGCCCGAACCUUGGCUCGCCAAGUCCCCCAGAGACUCCCAACUCGUCGCAUUGCGUUUCCUGCAUUGGGAAAUACUUAUUGUUGGAGCCUCUGGAGGGAAACCACGUUUUCCGAGCUCUUCAUCUACACAGCGGAGAGGAGUUUCUGUGCAAGGUUUUUGAUAUUCGCUGCUACCAGGAGACGUUGGCACCUUGUUUUUGCCUACCUAUACAUAGCAACAUUAACCAAAUAGCUGAAAUCAUCCUCGGAGAGACUAAAGCAUAUGUGUUCUUCGAGAGGAGCCAUGGGGAUAUGCAUUCUUUUGUUCGUACCUGCAAAAAGCUGAAAGAGGAAGACGCUGCCAGACUGUUCUAUCAGAUUGUGUCGGCCGUAGCGCAUUGCCAUGAUGGCGGCAUCGUGCUGAGGGAUCUUAAGCUAAGGAAAUUCGUCUUUAACGAUGGAGAAAGGACGAAGGUGAAACUGGAAACCUUGGAAGAUGCAUAUGUCUUAGCCGGGACUGAUGAUUCCCUUUCCGACAAACAUGGAUGCCCCGCCUACGUAAGCCCAGAAAUCCUAAACACAAAUGGCAGCUACUCUGGCAAAGCUGCAGACGUAUGGAGUCUAGGAGUCAUGCUUUACACCAUGUUGGUUGGACGUUACCCAUUUCAUGACAUUGAGCCUAGUUCAUUGUUCAGCAAAAUCCGCCGAGGGCAGUUUAACAUUCCAGAGACAUUAUCCCCCAAGGCAAAAUGUCUUAUACGUAGCAUUCUUCGCCGAGAGCCUUCUGAAAGGCUCACUUCCCAAGAAAUUUUGGACCAUCCGUGGUUUUCAACAGAUUUCAAUGCAUUGAAUUCAGGAUGUGGUGCUAAGGAAGUGUCGGAUCAACUGGUGCCUGAUGUCAAUAUGGAUGAGGAUACGGACCCUUUUUUUAACUGAGCACAAAACUAGUUUUCUUUUUGGUACUUGAGCUGAACAUGGCCACAUGAAGGAGUCCUUCCUGACCGUAUUAUUCAAAAUCUGUCUUAGCCUGGUAAUGUAUAUAAAAAAACAAAACAACAAAAAAAAGCCACUCUGGGCUCCUUGGUUUUGAGAAGAAGUCUGAAAGGAACUGCCGUUCACAUGUAGCAUUAAAGCUGCUAUAAUUUCAGUUUAUGGACAACAAUCAAUGUGGAUCAUCUGUAGCUUCUCACCGUUUGGAGCCAAGGAGACUGCACAUAGCCAAUCGUGGUGCAGCUUUGUCAUUCCUGUUAAUAAAAAAGUCAAUGUUUUGCCACGCACACCUUGGCAUCGCACUGUUACGAUAUUUUAGUCCGCCAUUGUUCAGGGAAGGUACAAUUGGCUUUUAAAUAAACACAAAUACAAUUAUAAUGGUUAAUGGGAUACAUUUAAAGACCAGUUAGAUGCACUGACAAGAAAAAAAGUGGGUGCUAAAGCAGUUUAUUUUAUUUUUUACAUAGCAAAUUUAUCAACUUUUUUUUAAAAUUUUUCGUUUUAAUUCUAAACGCUUAAUAUUCCUGUCAGGAAAUGACAUUUUCAAGCUUCGUUCCCUAAAGGGGAAGUAACUCGUUUAACAAGCUGUUCUGUUUUCUGUUAAAUGGUUUGCUCCAGGAAGCGAUAAUUCAAACUUCCAGAUGGGUUAUAGCUACGCUUUAUGGAGAGAGAGACGAAAACAAGAGAAAAAAAAAAAAAUAUUACUAUUGGAAAAACAAACAGGGUUUUGAUGAACUGGCUUCUCACCAAUUUGCCAUCUUGCACUUACAGCCAGUAGGGUUGUUACAUAGAGAGCUGCAUUGGUAUUGUUUUCCAAAUUCUCUCCCGCGUUUUGUUGCAUUAAUCACAUCAUUAAGGGAGAUGUUUUUUUCUUUUUAAUUAUUAUUAUUAUUCAUUUUUUUUUUCUUUCUUACCAUUUCAAGGGAAUAUGUGUUUAUAAGCUGACGACUCUUCCUAAAUUAUUUCCCCCCCUCUAUCCUACGACAUUGCAUUAAAGCGCACCUUUUUAUAUAGUACUAUCUUAUUUAUUAUUCUGAAGGAAAUGUCACAGUAGUGAUGUAUUAAGCCAGUACUUCAAUUACGGGUUGACUUAAAAAUGACAUGUUACAUGCUGUACUUAAUACUUUCUUAAUUUCCUGCGUGUAUUCUGGCACUUACGUCCCUUUUUUUUUUUUAAUUUAAUUUUUUUUUAUAGCUAAAUUAAACCGACAGGUCCCACCCUCUCACCACAACUAUAUGCUCUAUAAUAAAAAAAAUAUCAGCCUAAAUAUUUGUGUUUCCAGUACCUCAGUUGUUCUGAUUAUACUGCUCGUAUCCGUUUUGUGAAUUGGUCCCGUUCUUGGGUAGGUACAUGUAGACUUUGUAAGUAUAUCAAUGUUACUUGAAUUUGUGCUUAAUUAUAGUAUGUGGCAUGUGCGUACCGCUAUUUGGCAUUUUCAAUUUGGGACAAUGUUUGCCUGCCCUGUGGGAAAUUUGAUGCUCAGAUUUAUUUUUUAAUGAUGUUUUAUGGGUUUUUUUUUUUCUUUUUGCUGAAAAAGACAAAGCUGCAGCUAAUAUUGGUUCUAUUUUUGGUAAAUAAAAGGAGUGUUUUUACACUCAAAAGAUGGUGCUGAGUCAAGAAGGACUUUUCAUUUUUCAUUUGACUUUUAUCCCUCCCCCACUUACUUGUUGUUUUUACUGCCCACCCCCUCUCUCUUUUUUUUUUUUUCUUUUAAUUAUCCCCCCCCCUCCCCCUUCAAGUACCUUGUAAGAGGAGCGACUGGUGAUUACAUGCAUGGUGGCCUAUUACUGCCUCUGGUGCUUUGAAUGUUAUGUAUUUGGUUUAAUGUUUUUGUCCGAAUCUCUCCAAUAAAUUGUGCAUAUUUAACUACA